Melanotaenia boesemani (Boeseman's rainbowfish) is the source of this 2503-nucleotide messenger RNA. RefSeq lists its product as uncharacterized. Lineage: Eukaryota; Metazoa; Chordata; Actinopteri; Atheriniformes; Melanotaeniidae. The record is from RefSeq and is a predicted model, not a curated record. The transcript has 6 exons. The coding region runs from base 214 to 1047 and encodes 277 amino acids.
UCUGACCUGCUGACAUGAUGCACAUGCCGGGCUUUAGGAGUUCAGAAUCUGACAGGGGUUUUCCUAUGGUGGCAUUGUUUCCUCCCUCCCUUGAACCCAACACAGGAGACAAUAAAACGGAGCAGCUGAAAGCAGGAAGCUGAAAUUAUCCCAACUCGGCUGGUUUCUGAAGAGCUCGGUACCUUCGUCUGGUCCUUACAGCUGGGGUCCGAGAUGGCGCUGUCCACUAAUGUGAAUUCACCGCGGAGCAACAUCACGUCCUACGUAGGACAAACCACCACGCUGCCAUGUUGGACUCCGACCUACAGCUCACUCAGCGCUGUGGAGUGGACGAGACGCGACCAGCCUCAGUACGUCCUCUUCAAACGGGAUGGCCACGUAGAUAUACAGAACCAACUUUCAUCUUUCAAGAAUCGAGUGGGCCUGAAGAACGAAGACAUGGAGGACGGAGACCUGUCUCUCGUUCUGGAAGACACUGAACCAGACGACAGUGGAAUCUACGAGUGUCGCUACAAAGAGAGGACAACCAGACCCAGGAGAGGCGUCCUUGCUGGACAUCCACUCAGCAUCAUUGACCUGAAGGUCGAGCGAGAGCAGCAUAUUCUAGCACACCCUGGGGAAGACAUCAUCCUGCCAUGUCGAGCUUCCAGAGACGCCUCGGUCGGUGCUGUGGAGUGGGUCAGAGCCGACCUGGAGUCAGAUGGAUACGUCCUCCUAAUGAGGGAUGGCAUCCCAGAUACGACCUACCAGCAUUUCUCCUACAGAGACCGAGUGGAGCUGAAGGAUGACAGCUUGAAGGAUGGAAACCUGUCUCUGAUCCUGAAGAAUGUGAGAAGCAGCGACAUGGGGAAGUUUGUUUGUCGUCUGAAAGAGAGCGGAGAGCGAGGAAAAAGGUCCACUAUUCAGAGUGAGCCGGUCAGCAUCAUCCAUCUGAAGGUUGCUGACCCAGGUGAGUGGAUGGAGCUCAGAUUCAGUCCAGUACAUCACCGUCCGUGCUGGGGACAGCGUCACUCUGCCCUGUCGAGCUCCCGCAGAGACAAAUGUUAGAGUGGACCAGACCUGACCUGGAGGAACAGGGAUACGUCUACUUCAUGAGGGAUGGACUUCCAGACCUGACCAGACAGCAUCCCUCCUACAAGAACCGUGCAGAGCUGAGGAGCCGACGCCUGAAGAGGGGAGAUCUGUCUCUGGUUCUGAAGGAUGUGAGCAGCAGCGACAUCGGAACGUACGAGUGUCGCCUGAAAAGAAGCGGACAAAGAAAGAAGAAGUCUGUUAUCUCCACCCCACCGGUCAGCAUCAUCCAGCUCAUGGUUUUAGGUCUGGGUCCAUCAUAUGAAGACGAAGAGGAUGAAGAGAAGGAGAAAGGAAAUCCACUGGAGAACAUCCUAAAUGAAGAAACCAUGCGAGGACGCCCAGGAUUGUACGUCAGCUUAGGCUUGUUUGGGAUUGCUGUUGCUGCUUUGAGCACCUUGUUUUUUAUUUAAGUUCCAGCCAACACCAUCAGCCACAUGACUGCGUUUCAGGCUGAGUACGAAGAGAUGCACAGGACAGCUGCAAUAUUUUAUUUAAAUAGAAAAUAAAUAAAUCCCAGUUAGAUGCCAAGCCAUGGCUCACGUGACUGAGCCAUUUAAUACCGACAUGUCCACAGUUUUAAACCAAAGUAAGAAGCUCACAAAAUGUUAUCGUGUGUGUUUAUAUGAUCAACUCCACCUACAUGAACCCGCCUUUAGGAACAUAAUGAAGAAGCCAUUUAUAGAAAUUAAAAUAAAGCAUUUAAUCAGAGUUUCUCGUGCAGGACUUUAGACCACAGAGCGUGAUACUUGUUGAUUAUAGAUAGAGACUAUACUGUAGAUUAUGAGACUGAUUUUAUUAUGAUGCAACAUCAGAAGAUGGUGAAUAUUAAAAAUAUUUGGUCCAGCUUUGAUAUGAGAUAAUAAACGUGUUCUUUGAGGCGACAUCGUGGGGUUUAUGGCUUUUGCUGCAGAGGAACCAGGUUGAGGAAUCCUGGUUAAAAUGUAUUUUCAUCUGGAUGUUUGAUAUAAACACAACACUUACAAAUAAAUGACAAUCAGCCACUUUUAUGCACUUUAGGUUUAAAUAUAUGUAUGUUUCUUUACUUUUUGGAUUGAGAAGGACUUGUAUAAAUGGUAGGCUGUGUGUAUAAUCAGAUGAUUAAAAUGCACGUGAGAGCCUGUCUGCAGGAGGUCAGAUGAUUAAUAACUGUGUUCCAAUGAUUGAUGAGCUGUUUGAAGUUAACAAAGAAUCUGAUAACUUUUAGGUGUAGUUUUACCUAAAGAGCAGAUUAAAUUCUCAUACUGUGUAACUGGGAUUGACGGCUGAUUGCAGGACUGCAGAAAUACGACACUAAUGUACUGACGCUGUCGUCUUUUAGUUACUGCUGAAUCAAAACCAUUCAGGAUUAAAUUUGUUUGUUUUAAAAUGUUUUGCAUAUAAACUUGUAAAGUAAAUUUUACCUUGUGGAUAAAAAUGAAUGAUUACUACA